CAUCCUUUCGUUUAGAUAGCCUCCUUCUCUUCAAAACAACUCUUUUUCUCUUUUGCUCCUCGUGGAAGAGGAGAGAGAAAAUCCAAGAACUCUCCUCCUCCUUCCCUUCAAUCUCACCUUCAGACUUCCUUAUCUUUUUCUAUCAAGUUCUUCUCUUCAGCGACUGAGUUAUGCAGGCUGAUCCGACUGUGCUAAGCUUGAGACCUGGUGGUGGCGGCGGAGGAAAUCGGGGAAACAGAGUCCUUGGCCCUCGUUUUGAAUCUUCUUCUUUGGGUUCUUCUGAUCUUCCUCUUCUUCGUCCUCAUGGCGGCGCUCAUCAAUCUAUCUCUAUCAAGAGUGGAGACUCAAGAUUCGAGACUCGUGAGCGAAUCCGUUUCACCAGGGACCAGCUAUUGCAGCUUAGGGAGAAGGUUGUUAAGGUUCCAGAAGAGAUACAGAGAGUGAAGCAAGAAGUUGAAAUAGAACUUUUUGGGGAUGACCAAAACUGGGCUAGAGAAGCCAGUGUUCCAGUUCAACAAGCAAACAGGUACUCUGAACCUGACACUCGCGAUUGGCGUGGACGAUCAGCACAAGGUCCUCCUCCAUCGAAUGAUCAGGAUCGAUCUUGGGAUGCAAAUCGAGAAAAUAGAGAGGUUGGUGGCCGUUUUGACUCUAACCGCCAAGAUCAGCCCAACUCUCAGUUUCAAAGGGGGCAAGGUCCUAAUAUGGGACCAGCUCCUGCUCUAAUUAAGGCUGAUGCUCCAUGGUCUUCUAGAAGGCAGACUCUAACAGACAAGGAUCGUGUUUUGAAGACAGUGAAAGGGAUUCUGAAUAAGUUGACUCCAGAGAAAUUUGAUAUUCUUAAAGGGCAGCUAAUUGAUUCAGGCAUCACAACUGCUGAUAUUUUGAAGGGAGUUAUUUCCUUGAUAUUUGACAAAGCUGUUCUUGAACCAACAUUUUGUCCAAUGUAUUCCCAACUGUGUUCUGAUCUAAAUGAAAAACUUCCUCCAUUCCCGUCUGAAGUAACUGGCGGCAAAGAAAUCACAUUCAGGAGGGUGCUACUGGACAAUUGUCAGGAGGCAUUUGAGGGUGCUGACAAGCUUAGAACAGAAGCAAGUCAAAUGACUGCUCCCGAGCAAGAGAUGGAACGUAGAGAUAAGGAGAGAAUGAUAAAGCUUCGAACUCUUGGUAAUAUUCGUCUUAUUGGUGAGCUAUUGAAGCUGAAGAUGGUUCCUGAAAAGAUUGUUCAUCAUAUUGUCCAGGAGCUUCUAGGAUUGGACAAUAAGAUAUGCCCCGACGAGGAAAAUGUGGAGGCUAUAUGCCAGUUCUUCAACACAAUAGGGAAACAACUCGAUGAAGUUCUCAAAUCCAGACGCAUUAAUGAUGCCUACUUCGCCAGAUUGAAAGAACUAUCAACCAACUCUCAGCUGGCUCCGCGAAUGAGGUUCAUGGUUCGCAAUGUUAUUGAUUUGCGUUCAAAUAACUGGAUUCCUAGACGAGAAGAGAUCAAGGCAAAAACAAUCACUGAAAUUCACUCCGAGGCAGAAAAGAAUCUUGGGUUACGCCCCGGUGCUACAGCAAGCAUCAGAAACAAUCGUAACAUUGCUUCUGGUGGCCAAGGAAACAUAAAUCCGGGAAACUUUUCCAUCGGCCGCCCGGGCACUGGUGGAAUGAUGCCUGGAAUGCCUGGAGCCAGAAAGAUGCCCGGUGCCCCUAAUCUCGAUAAUGACAACUGGGAACUUCCUAGAUCUCGUUCAACGAAUCAGAAUGUUAAUCGUUUUCAGCCUCCACAAUUGAUCGGAAAGACACCAUCAAUGAACUCUAAAUUUCUCCCCCAAGGUAGUGGCGGUUUAGUAGCUGGCAGAAGCAGUGCUCUUUUGCAAGGAAGUGGUGGUGCCGCCACUCCUAACCGCCCAACAACCCCUGUUGAGCCAGUUGUAACUGCCCAUGUAUCUCCGCCUCCGGUUUUGGAAAAGCCAAUUGAAAAACAAAAUCUUGACGUGCUUAAGAAGAAGACUGUAUCUCUUCUGGAAGAGUAUUUUAGUAUAUGCAUAUUGGAUGAAGCUUUACAAUGUGUGGAGGAGCUGAACUCAGUUUCUUUCCAUCCUGAGGUGGUUAAAGAAGCCAUCGCACUUGCUUUGGAAAAAAACCCGCCAUGCGUUGAACCUGUGGCGAAACUGUUGCAAUAUUUAUUCGGUAAGAAGGUUUUUACAGGUAGUGAUAUUGGGACUGGAUGUUGGCUUUAUGGAAUGAUGAUGGAUGAUAUUGGUAUCGAUUUGCCUAAAGCUCCUAAUAAUUUUGGAGAGGUUAUGGGGAAGCUUGUUUUAAGUGGGGCUGUCGAUUUUAAACUAGUGAAGGAAGUUUUGAGCAAGAUGGAGGAUGAUAUGUUUCGGAAAGUUAUAUGUGGGGCUACUAUUAGGGUAGUUGGUUCGGAUCCUUCUGGACAAAAGGUUUUGGAAUUGCAGUCGACAGAGAUCGAGGCUUGUCAGAAACUGUUUUAGUUGAGGUUUAUCAGAAAUUUUGCCUUGUUUUUGUUUCUUUUGUUUUAGAAGUCUGUUUUCUUUUUUAAAAUUGAAGACUUUGAGACAAAGCAGGUAAUUGUGUUGGUUGUUUAUGAACUUGGGUAAUUUUGUCCGGAAAACUGUGGCCGAAUUUGUGCCGACCAGUUGGUAGCUCGACGGGAAGGAUUCUUGUUCUUCUUCCUUGCGGCUACUGGUGUUUUUGUAUUCAUUGUUUCCUUUGAUGCAUGAUUUUAUAGACUAUUUAUUGAUUUAUCUUUUGAGCAAAGGUGUUUUGGUUGUCUGA
Molecule: messenger RNA, 2784 nt
Organism: Impatiens glandulifera
Lineage: Eukaryota; Viridiplantae; Streptophyta; Magnoliopsida; Ericales; Balsaminaceae
Product: eukaryotic translation initiation factor
Exons: 10
Coding region: 171-2480 (769 amino acids)
Cellular component (GO): eukaryotic translation initiation factor 4F complex
Molecular function (GO): mRNA binding; protein binding; translation initiation factor activity
Source: RefSeq, a predicted model, not a curated record